Spodoptera exigua (beet armyworm) is the source of this 1784-nucleotide messenger RNA. Lineage: Eukaryota; Metazoa; Arthropoda; Insecta; Lepidoptera; Noctuidae. The record is from the annotation of a GenBank genome assembly.
CAUCUGUAUGUUACUUGUUUAUAUCUGCUCGUGAAGUCAAUUGCGUUCAUAUACGAACUCACGACAAAAAAUUAACGAUGGUGUUAUUACCAAUAAGCUUGGCCCUAAUUACUAUAGUACUGUUGUGGUACUUCAUUGGGAUAUAUAACGAAAAUUAUUGGAGAAAACGUGGUGUUGCCUUCUACAGCAAAAAUAAGGUCUUGGGACCGAUAUGGGAUUUCUUAGUAUCACCACGUCCCUUGUUCCAGAUCUUUGGAGAUCUGUACAAACAAUAUAAACAUGAACCAGCCGUCGGUAUAGGUCAGUUCUUAACACCUGCAAUGUUUGUGAUAAACCAGAAAAAUGUGCAGCAAGUUCUAUCAGGUGACUUCCAAUCUUUUAAUCACCGAGGAGUGGAAAGCAUUGAAGGAGACCAAUUAAGUGAUAACAUUACCUUCAUGAAUGGUCCAAGAUGGAAGCUGAUGCGAUCGAAUAUGACUCCAUUGUUUACGGCAAACAAAUUAAAAAUAUGUAUUACAUCAUGGACAAAAGCGCUCAAGACUUUGUGAAAUAUUUGAAAAACAACCCCAAGACAUGUGAAGGCAAUUUAUUCGAAACGCUUAUGAUGUUCUGUAAUGCUGCUGUUUGUGGAGCUAUCUUCGGUAUUGGAUCAGAGUCAAUUUUUGAUACACCAUUCCUCAACGUUGCUAAAGGAAUAUCUCAAUCAAAUUUAUCCAUGAGAUUGAAAUUCGUUUCGUUUCUUCUUAGUCCAAAAAUGUGUUCAUAUUUGGGUAUAAAACUAUUCAAAGAACAUGAAGAGUUCUUCGUUAAAUCUAUUGGUGAAGUGUUGAAACGAAGAGAUCAGGAAAAUGUAAAGAGACACGACUUCGCGGACAUUGCUCUAGCUAUACAGAAGAAUGGUACCAUGAGAGACCGGACAACGGGAUACGAGAUAGAGCCUACGACCGGUAUACUCUCUGCACAGGCUUUGUUCUUCUUCACUGCUGGCGUAGAGCCUUGUGCUAAUGCGAUCUAUGCGACGUUGUAUCUUCUGAGUGUACAUCCAGAUAUAUUAGCAAAAGUGCACCAAGAGAUAGAUGAACAUUUUGUGAAAUACAAUAACAAUGUAACUUACGACGUCAUUUGUGAAAUGGAAUAUACAGAAAAGGCACUGAGUGAAGCAUUGAGAAUGUUUCCUCCAAUUGGAUAUUUGACUAGACAAUGUGUCCAGGAUACUGUCCUACCUGUAGGUAAUAUCCACGUUAAGAAAGGAACAAAAAUGUUCACUCCAAUUUAUGAUAUCCACCAUGACCCAGAACUGUAUCCAGACCCAGAGGUGUUUGAUCCAGAGCGAUUCUCCAAAGAUAGGAGACCCAAUGACGACAUUUAUAUGCCAUUUGGAAUGGGCAACAGAACUUGUAUUGGUGCGAGGUAUGCCAAGCUACAAGUGCAGGCUGGUUUAGUGCACGUCCUACGAAACUUUACGGUUGCAUCGAAGAAAACAAAUGAAAAGGUAACAUUUACCCAUGAUGCGUUUAAUGUGAGACUAAAAAAUGUUGAUGUUCAGCUUAUUCCUAGAAAUGUGAAAUAGAUAAUUUUGUGACACAAAGUGGCUGUUUAACAAAUGCGGCAAAGUUAAAUUUCGUGUAACUUGUGAACCAUGCACGUAAAAUAAUAUUAUUAGAUUGUGCAACGAUUACCUUAUUCAAUUUAAAUAAUUGUGAGUAAAAUUCAAUGUAACAAGGAGCCUUUGUAUUAUGCAAGGUACAAACCCUUGCCGUUUUGUUAAGUGAUAAUAAAUGAGC